GGUUCCUGUCGCAUGCGGUCUAAAGCUGGCAACAGGUUCAUUAGCACGUUUUUCCUGUCAAACUUGUUGUGUCCGAUCUGACCGGCUGUCGGCGCUUGUACAUCUGCGCUCGAGUGCUUCAUAUCGAAGGUUCGCUUGCGUUGUUUUCAGAAGCUACAACGAUUCUUCAAUUCUUUACCGGUCAGAACGGACGUAUGCUUAACGCAACAUGAAUGAUCGGAGCGUCACCCGGUCGCAUUCAUCGAUGAAUAUCGAAAAUUUGACGUCCAUUCCCGUUGGAGGCAGUAUAACGCUGAUCAACUACGCUCACAGACAACUUCCAAAUGUCCGCAGCCCGUCUAAAGAUCGUGGCUGGGCUUGGGUGGUUUGUGCCGGCUCUUUUUUCGUCAUGUUUAUGGUUUAUGGCAUUCACACAUCUUUUGGCGUUCUUCUUGUUGUAUUGCUAGAUCACUUCGAGGCGAGCAAAGCAAGCACAGGUAGGCGAAAUUUCCUAUGCCCUAGAAUCAUAUCAAGAAUGCGAAAUUGUAAAUCGUUGUGUGAGUUAAAAUAUACAUAUACCUUGGAAUUGCUCCAAAUUUUUGCAGAACAUACAUUUCUACCCUUCUUGUAGCAAAUAAGCGAAGAGCGAAGAAAAAUAAUGCUAAUCUCAUUUAUUUAAAUUUCGCUUUCCAUUUCCUCUUUGUUUGAUCGAUAAACGCAACAACAACACAGAAAAGAAUUUGCUGCGAUCCGUUUUUUUUCUUUUCACUGCAAUAGCUAGUGUUAUAACAUAAUUGUUAGUACAAUAUAAAUGAAAGAAAGUGAAAUAAAUCGUCGGUGAUAUUUGGCAAGGUCCAUACCGCAAUUUCUACAAACUGCUACAAGCCGAUCGCAGCGAACCACCUUGGCGGCUUGUCGACCAAACGGAUCAAUUUGCAUGCGAUCUGUGGUUACUACAAAAAAAAAUAUCGCAACAAUAUUGUUCGUUUUUACUUGUAAUAUGCAAAAUAAUAAAUUUCUUGAAGGUUGAUGAAUGUUUUCCCGGUUAUGAAAUACUAUUAAGCAAACUUAUUUCAUAAAUUUUGCAUAUUUUUCCAACGUGUGUUUGCAACAAAAAAGUUACUUAUUUUUUAAUGAAUGGACACUGUUUUUAAUUCAGCAGUGGAAGAAAUAUAGAGGACACCCAACACGCAAAUUGUAUGCAAAUUUGCUUAAAAGUUUGUUUUUGUGCCAAAACUAUCUCGUGGUCAAGCCAACCAUCAAAUAUUAAAAACGCAAAACACCACCAAAUUAGUUUAAUUGCGAUUGGAAACUUUCAGAGUUGAAAGUUCUAUUUAAAGUAAAAAUUGACAAAUUGGACCAUGCUUAAAGAUCACUUUUCAUUUUUAAAACUGUAGAAAAGAUUUGCUGUCAGCGAAUCGACUAUUCCGACGAUAGAUGUUUUAAUAAUCGGCGCUUAGGUACAAUUCCGAUAUUGCCUAACUUUCUCGGAAAAUUCAUUUGUCAUUCCCACUGUCAUAAAUAUAGCUACGCUACAGUUGAGCAGGCUCAAACAAUACUCUCUGGUCAGUAAAGCUAUGAAAAAUCUAUUAGAUUCAAAAGUGAAAUACAGAAAAUGUGGAUUAAAAUUAUUGAUGCGCGCGUAGUCUUUUAAUUGAGUGAAAGGCCCGUCAUGGGAUAUUCUCUGAAGGGGCCGACUCACCACGAGGUUUGACCGGUUGCAGGUAGGGUUCUUCGUGUCAAUGAUUUUAGUUUUGUUUUGUUUUUUGUUUAUUCUACUUUUUAAGGCCAAACAAAAACCAGAUUUUACUUAGAAUUCAGGCAAGACCGGACAAUCUCAUUCCGUUAGUCUUGUUCAUUCUAGCGGUGUAAGGACGGUCUCCAGAAUCCUUCAAUCAAGCCACGCCAUGACCUUAUUACAUAAUUUGAAAACACUGCCAUGAGAAACGUACCAAAAUGAUCGAUGCUUUUACACAAACUCUACCAAUAUUCAAUUUAUUGGAAAAUUUUCUAACAGUGUCAUUUUUAACCAUCCAAUGAGCUUUAUAAUAUCAACAUCUUUAUCUAACUUCAACUUAGUGUAAGACCCCCGAGCUGUACUCCCCUCUGAUUCUGAAUUUGAAUCGGGUAUAGUUUUUUGUCAAUAAGUUGAUGAUUGGAUGCUCUUUAAAACAACAGAGAAAAUUAUCCAAGAAAAUUCUUUUGAACAAAAGAAAAAGAAACCCGGGUUAAAUUUACCCCUGGGUUAAGCGCUAAUCGGCCGUCGAACAACUGGGCCCAGGGUUUUCAGGAGGUAUGCCGCACAAUCCCGCCCGCUUUUUCCAGAAGUAUCCGCCGGGGUAAGGCUGUUACCUGACUGCAGAAAAGAGAUAUUGUAAGAGGUAAUGUUAAGCGUCAACUUUGGAGUCAAAGACACAGACAAGAGUGUUAUUCCUUGUACUGAAUCUCCUAAGAGAGAUAGCUCGAUAAUUAUUGCAAUAGCUUGUCUACUUUGUCUUCUACAAGGUUAUGAUGGUGGAGCCGUCCCACCCAUAUGUCGCACCAUCUCACUGUCUCAAUCCUGCACAAAGGGUUUCAGAAACAUGUCACAGCCCAUCUGAUGAAGCUGAUGGCAAACUAUAUGCAGAUCCUGUUUCUCUGCACUGCCCUCUAAACAGCAGGCGAGGCUCUUUUGAGUUCAUUGAAACACGAAACGCUAUGCAGUUCAUACGGAAGCGAGCAAACUCAGUCGUUGCAAGUCAUCUUGCUGUGGAAGGUUGAAGAAGACAGAACAAAUAUUAUUCUUCCUCUUGGCUAUGACCAGGUAUCAGGGUGUUAACACGGUAGUAAACUUUUUCUUUCGUAAUUAUAAUGGCUCGGCACGCAUGUUGUACCACACAAUAGUUAUGGUCCUAAGUGAGGCGGUCUAAUUGGCUUAUAAUACUAGUGCUUGCGGGAUAGCGUUAACCUCAGUUGUUAAUUAACCUCUCUUUGUGGUCCCCUUUGUCUCAGUGAUAGCUAAAUACCUAACCUGAAGAGGGGGCAGCUAGGGGGCGGAUUAUUUCCAUACGUUUAGUUAUUCGAGCCAUUCGCUCUUUCAGUAACUAGCGUGGUACAUACUAAAACAACUCCAUAUGGGUGAACGAUGGGGUCGAAAUUAUCAAAAAACCGUACGUUGAUUAUUUAAACAUGAAGUGCGGAUUUUCAUUAAAUAACCUCAAAACCACAAACUCUUUUUCCUGACUAAAGAAACAUCGUAUUUAAUUUUUCGACAAAAAAUCAAAGCACUCUAACAGGAAUUUUACCGCUAUGAAAUUUUAUACAGUAAUAGUCGCAGGUUUUAGCGAGACGAACGAGAAGGAGGAAGUUGACCUUGGCUGUAAAUUGUAUAAUUAAUGUUUAUUUUAAAAGCUUAUGAUUAUUUAUGAUUACUGUUGGCCCUUAUUUGAGCACUUUUCUAACAAUACAGAAAUCCAGGAUGGCGGCCGGGAUCCAAGAUGGCAGCCAUUUGGAAAAACUGCAGUAUGUCUACGUCUUAUGACGUGAUCACGUCACGUAAACUAUCUUAAGGCCCGGAUGCACAGUGCAACAUUGCGCACAAUUAACGUAAACUGUUUUACUCGACAUGGCUAAUUAUAGUCCAAUAAUUUGGGUAACUCUACACGUGCCAUUGGUGCCGCCGCAGCUCAGAGCCCACAUGUCUGCAUCACGCAGUUCAAGUUAGUGUUAAGUUCUAUUUGCGUAAAUCGCGCGUGAGGAGUUAAAUGAAAUUGCACUAAUUUGACAAGAGCCCGCCUUUUAUCUUUUUCAUCGAUUAAUCCGCAAACUGACGUCUUCCAAAAGAGUCAAAGUGCUCUAUGAGCUAAUUCGUAAAUUGAUAAGGAAAAUCAAAUUUUGGCUAUGGUCGACUGCAAUGCUUGCAGAAGUAGAUGUUUUUUUUAUGCUGAAGUAUUGCAAGUGACAAUUCCAGGAGUGGACAGGCUAUGCCAAUUAACAAUUAUGCGCCUUGUUGGACUGUGCUUCUUGGCCUUAAGUUUUUAGGUUGUUCUAUAAACGCUACGGGUGUAAUUGACUCAGGCCCCAUUUAUUUGGACAAAACAAUCACCCACGCACCAGAGCUACUCUGGGCGAGCCAACUUUUCAUAUAAUAAUAUUUCCUUACAAAACGUAGCGAACUGUUUACAUGAGAAACAAAAAGUUGGCUCGGGUAGAAGGCUAACCUGCCCAUCGAUGCCUAGCUAGGUCACUCUUUUGUGACUGUAGCCGAUAACCAUCCGAGCUAACCGGGCCAACUUUUCUCCAUGCAAACAUUAUGCUUUGCCCAGCCAAGUCAACUUGGUCAAAGAGAGACAAUCAGAGCAUGCGCAAGCGCUAUUGACUCGACUGCAAAAGUAAUAUUAGACUGUUUAUCAAGAAGAAGAAAUGCCAAAAUCGAAACAGUGCCUCAACGUCACAUUUCUCAUUUUGCUCGGCAUUGUAAGUUCUUGAAGGACGGAAAAUCCAGGUAUAAAAAUAUAAAACAAUGGGGGAUAUGCCCAGGGAUUAAUUUAUUUUUUGCCUUUCCUUUCUGAUCCUUGGAACGGACCCCAAAGCUUUUGAAGGUGUUAUUCAACUGUAACGUAUUGAUUACAUAAGGAGAUAAAAGAUGCAUUCUCAAUCAAAUUUCUGGGCUCAAUUUAAGUCUGAAUUUUAAGGUAGCAGCAAUGAAUAUCUAACAUGAAUCAUUCUCAGACAAGGUUCAUUUUAUCAUUAAUAAUUUUUUAUAAUUUUAUUUACCAUCCUUUGAAAGUUAUUAGGACUGGACUUAACGAUUCUUUUAAAUUCCUCUUGUUUAGCGACACAGACGUUUUUGCCCGAACGUAUCCGGAAAAUAUACUCUUCUUCUUGUUCUUCUUCUCUUUUUUCUUUUUUUCCUAAUUCUCAGUUCUGUCUUAUUCCCUCCCUCUUACUGCGAGGAUCGAGUUUACCUUUCCUUCUACUUCAUUUGAUCCUCUCACAACCAGGGCCUUUAAGUAUAGACCUUUGUCACGCAGCGGCCAUUUUGUCCUGAGAGAUUAAAAAAUUUUGGUAUUUGCACGGCCAGCCUCGUUCUUACUGCGAGGCUAACCGUCGAAAAACAAAGCUUUUUAAUCUCCGGGACAAAAUGGCCGCCUCGUGAGAAAGGUCUUCACAUGACGUCAAAUCCGCCAUAUUGGGGUUCCAAAACAAUGCUUAAAAUGGCGGCCAUAUUGGGGCGCCUAGACGAUCCUGUGGAACUCGUUUUUUAUGUAAACCCCUUCCUUUUUUGCGAUUAAUAAGUAGAGAUGCUUGCCACAAUGAGUAAAAAAGCUUUGUAACUUUUUCCUGAUGAUAUGAAAAGAACUCAGCCCGACUACUAAGUUGUGCUCCGCGACAGUACCGAUUGGCAGGUUGAAACAAAUAGUAACGUCCUUUGCAGAGAUUUGGGAAGCAACAAUAUACUUCAAGAAACUCAUCUUAAUUCUUUAUUUUUUCUUUCCUUUUCAGCCUGGAUUGGCUCAAUAUCCGUCAAUCUUCUAUUCCUCUUCAGCCCUGUCACCAGCUCUCUCGCGGAACGUUAUGGCGUGCGCCUCGUCACAAUUGCUGGAGGCCUUGUAAUGAGUGUUGGACUAUUUCUCAGUUCCUACGCCCCCAGCCUGGUCUUCUUAUACAUAAGCUACGGAGUUCUCCUAGGAAUUGGCACUAGUUUGUGCGGGACAAUGGCUUUAAUAGUAACCGCGGACUACUUCGACAAGCACCUUUCUUUAGCCACUGGAAUUGUGGCCUCGGGGAGUAGUUUUGGAACUCUAGUGUUUGCGCCAACCCUUCAAGUCUUGGUCGGGAAGUUUGGCUGGCAGACUACCUUUCGCAUAAUGUGUUUAGGCGGCAUAGCCUUGGCUAUUACAGGACUCGUUUACAAAAGAGUGAACAGGAAUCUUGUUCAUUUGCCUUCUGGGAAGAACCAAUGCUUUGACCUGUCUGUUUUGAGGAAUAAGUCCUUCGUGGUAUGGACCUUGGCAACUUCAGUGGCUGGCUUUGGUUACUUCAUACCACACUUCUUCUUGGUACGUGCAACACCCAAACCACAAUCAAACACUUUCUUGUCUUACACUGCACCAUCUUCCAACACCUUGGCCCACAAUGAGCCUUGUGAUUUGCAUUGCACUGCGAUGUGAACCUAGGUGAAAUGUUUCAGUCGUGUUUCAUACUAGUGGCAUAACGGCAAAGUCUAUUUCCCUUUCGUAGACGGUCGUUGCCAUUUUAACAGUCGAUACCACUCUUUAGCCAUGAUAGAUGAAAUAUAUACCCUAGAUUAAGUUACAAUAAGACAAAGUUUUUGAAUAGUCUUAAAAAGAUCGACGUUGAAGUCCAAGGUUAAUUUGCGUUAAAAUUUAUGAAAGAGUUUAGGGUCAUCUGUUGUUGAUAUAUCAUGUAGAAAGACAGUUUGCUGGUUUAUGUAGUUAAAUUUUCGGAAUUUUGAUGGGUGGAUGUAAAAAUUUAGUGGUAAGGUGCGAGAAAGAUUCGGAUUCGAAAGGUCCAGGUUCGACCCUAGUUUCCGAUCGUUUUUCUUUUUGUUAGAAACACAUUCAAUAAAGGCCAAAAAUUUUCUAAGUGCCUAACAAAUGGCAGUGACCGUUAACGAAAGGGAAAUUUGCAACGGCACAACAUGAACAAAGACGAGUCAUAAAUAGAGAGUCCCCAAUGAGUUUUUCAGGAUCUAGGAUUUGCCUUACUUAAAGGCCGGGUCGGGAUUCGGGAUUGAUAGCAAAAGGGGAGCGAGAUUCUGGAUUGAAAAUGUGUAGGUACUGAGGGAUGCCGAAAAUAACUAUCGGGACUACGGGAUUGAGUGAAAAACCGGGGGUAGGGAUGACGGGUUUGAAGAACCUUAUAGGGCACCCUCUGACUAAACAUAACGACUAAACAGCGAGCAAAUCAGGAGCACGUUUUUUGGGGGGAGGGGUUGGGAGGCUGGGGACAAAAGGGUCUCAAUGCGGUGGAACCUCAGUUUACCGAUGACUGUCAAUAUCGCGCCACUUUUACUCCUAAAGGUUCUAAUUUCUGUUUCUAAUUUGCUUCAGUGUUGUUGAUACGCCCAAAAUAAAUUUUCUUUGUUUUAAAACGCAUUUUGUCUCAAUUAGGUCUCUUAUGACAUAUUUGGCCAAGGCGGAACGUGUAAUUAAGCGACUUUCAUACGUAUGAAUGACUCGUAUCUAUAAUAGUGGCUAGAAAAAUGAUUACACAUGUUUUAUGAUUACAGAUUUCUUUUUUUGUCUAAUGACAAAAGCUGUUUUCCUUUUAAAUAAUAAAGUUUAGUCCAAAGGCUGAAGUUAACCCCAUUGAGACCCUUGUACAACGGUGGACUUAGUCACGUUAAUAGUGAUGGUCCAAAGAACGGUUGCAUAGGAACUUAUAGUUGAAAGCACUUUUGUGAACCUCAUUUACCAUUUAGUGGAAACGUGGGGAAUGCAUGAUGUAUAAAAUAAUUAGUAAAUGAAACUGUUUUUUCAUGUUCUAGACAACAAUAACAACUACCGAACAAUUAAGUUGCUCUGUGAAGUACUUUUUCCAUUUCUAAGGCAACCUGAGGGGGUGAUUUACAUGAGCUGGUCUGGCUGGAUUUGCCGAGGUCACUUUUAUCUCGAUUUUACUUAAGGCGAGCUGGAACGGGGGCGUACAUAGAUUUCAGUGAUACGAGCAGUAUGUAAACUACUUUCCUGUCGCCAGCUUGGUUCGCCAGGCUGGCCCGGCGAGAGUAAUUACAUAGAAAAAAUCCAGCGCGGCUAACCUGGCUAGCUAGGUCGUCACAUAAUCGAGAAGAUAAUCUUUAGCCUGUACACAUACGUCGUUCUCUUUUUCUUUUCGACAAUCGGUAAGCGCUCGUGAGAAAAAAUAUUUUCUUACGUUACUUCUAUUUUCUUUUCCCCCACCCCAUACGCUAGCGGUCAGUGUAUCCUCAGCAGAUUAAUAUUCAUUCGUGCGCUGGAGGGUCUCUAAAGAAAAACAAAUGGAGAGUCUGUUAAUCUUUAUUGUGUUUGAUUUGUCCCGAGAUCUCGACAAAUCGGGCCAGCCCAGCCCAUAUGUAACCAGAUUUUAAGACGAAAGAAAGAAAAUUGGUCAGAGAUAAGGCAUCCAUUCUCGUGCUUCAUGCUUAUUACUCGCCGCUCGCCACUUUUCUUCGUUUGCUCCACCCUUUCUCGUGCCCAAUGAGUUUUGUAAGACUUGGAAAAGAAACCGUUCAGCAGGCAGUCGCUUUUUUCGCUUUCUUGCGGGUGGUAUACCAUGAGCGUGUUACGAGAGCAAGCGCAAGCUUUUGGCCACCAGAGUCCGUCAAAGUUAACGAAACGUUAGUCUUUUCUUUAGUCGUUAUGUUUAAGUCCACUGUUCCACAUGAGUCGUUUGUUAAAUUGACAGUUAGCUGUCUAAAUUACGUCAAACAGCACCAAAAACCUUCUCAUAAUAUCCGGGUGCGCUGUCUUUUUUCAUAUUAAACGUUAAUUAGUCUGAGCAAACAGCCUACGUUUCGCGAUGCAACCUUUGGUUUCCCGGCGAAAUGACUUCUGAUGAAUGCGCGCAGAAAUUCUAUACUCUCCCGAUGACAUGUUAGUCCCCAGAUCUGGGUAGUGCUUCUAAUUGGUCAUGCAAGUGGGAAAUUUGCUUUUACCAAUCAGAAGCACUACCCAGAUUUAUGUAGUGACACGUCAUCAGUAUAGAAUCUCUGCGCACGAUCCUUUGACGUCAUUUCGCCUGGAAACGUAGUAAUGGCGUUGCGAAAUCUCGGCUGUUUUCUCAGGCUAAACGUCAAUAUGCAUGAAGGCUUUCAUUUUUAUAACCUUGCCGUUAUGUCGCUAGUGAGAAACAAGCUAGCCUGGGAAUACAGUCGCCUCUCAUCGCUCCCACCGCUAGGAACGUUUUGCGAAAGAAGCUCUCUCUCGAAAAACGUUUCCAGUGGAGUCGAUUGGAGAAAGAGAUCGGAGGCUGUAUUCGCAGGUUGGAAUAGGCUUAAUCCUAUUUACACUCGUUAUGUUUUGGCGCCGCUCGCGUUAUUUCAAGAAUAUUGAAGGGUGACUUACCGCAAAAUAUAUAUGGUUUUUGACGGGCGUGACGUCAUAACGCCUAAAUAGCUACCAUCUUGAAUUUUUAAUUAUAUCAUAGCAAUGCCAAAUUAAUACCGUACUCUAACAUGAUCUAAACUCUAUAAAAUUUUCCAUCGAUAAGAAAUUUUUUUUUCGGUUUGGGUAAGCUUGCCUUCUAAACAGCUAACUUUACAUAUCCUGAUAAACAUAUAUCACACAACUGCACGGCGAGAUUUGAAGUAUUUAGCCUGCGAACCAAGGCGUAUUUCCGGUAGUCGCUUCCGUCCAAACGAGAAAGCUAUUGUUUGGGAUGGAGAGAAGCGACGACUGAAACAACCGCUAGGUUCGCAGGCUAGACUCUAUUGCUCAGAGUGUUUUUAUAGCAGAUUGGUCACUCACUCAUAGUCACAGCGAAUUAGUUGUCCUUAAGGACUCCAUAAAAGCAAAAAAUAUUUCCAAUUCUGAAAUUAUUUCACUGAGCCACGACCCUGAUUGGUCUCCUUCAGGAGUUCAAAUUGAGUAUCCCGUUCCUUUCUAAAAGCCCCCAUUUGAGAAUGGGGAGACGCAAUUUAUUCGAUUAACCGCCCUUUCUUUGGACCUUCAAAGCGCUUAUUCGAGGCUGGGGGUUUUUUCACCAUUUUCAGCAGUUCGUGUAGUUUUUCAACAAAACAGAAAUGAGCGAAGAAGGAGCAAGGUUUCUGUAAAAUACUAUCUUAUUCAAUUUCAAUUUUUGGGGUGGGGUGGGCGCUAUUUUUGGGAGGGGAGGAGGUGGGGUGGGCGCUUAUUCGCCGCCUUUAGGAUGGGCGCUUAUUCGAGGUGGGCGCUAAUUCGAGGUUGGGCGCUUAUUCGAAUAAAUACGGUAUCUGUUUUUAUUUUUUGGCCGAGAGGGUAGGCGUUUGAUUGAGGAGUAGCGUAGAUGUUGUGGUUCAAUUUUGUCUUUGGUUUAAAUUUUAUUUUCCUUUGUUUUUGGGUAUGGUAAUAUCUGAUAAUGAGUUUGAAGCCAAGGAAAAUACAAUUUGAAGCAAGGAUAAAACUGAACCACAACAUAGACAUUAAACGAUAAUGCACAUAUCGGACCUAUUUUGGCCAAUUUGUUCAGGCUUCAAUCUACCUUAAAUUUUACCAUCCUUAAAUUUAAAGGCGCACAACGGAAAAAGGACCGUAUUUCUACUAGGGAUCGAGCAUCUAAGACGUCUGGUCCCGUCUAUUCUAGUGUUGGAUAGCGUUAUCCACUUGAUUAAUCACUGUUCAGAGAAUCGAUAAUAGGGAAACUAAUUGCGUUAUCCACUGGAUAAAGGUUGAUCAGUGGAUAGAGCUGUAUGCACCAUUUGAACAACUGGGGCCUGGACGGGAAGAGACAAUGUGUACCAAAGGAAUUCGUUUAAAAAAAUAAUGCGAUAGAUGGUCAAACUCGAAUCCACAGCCCUACGUAUUCGCUACGACACUAUGCACAACGCCUCUGGAUUAUUUGACCGUUUCUUUUGUUCACAACAACAACUAUUGAUGCAGCCUACAUCAACAGUGAUUCGAGCACAUUUGAAAUAUUGUUUCAGGAGCCCAUUACCUGGGAACGUCCUUCUCGUAUAGACCCGCCCUGGCUCUUAUCUCUGUGCUAGAUUUUUAUGCUAUUUAUAGAUUUAAUUUUCGCGCCAAAAAACAUCUUAGCCAAUCGAAGCGCCGAAGGAUUUCCAGCAAUGGCGGACGAGAACAGUAGAGUGUGAAGUAAAGAAGGACAGGAAUGGUGACCGAGGAGCCUCUAGUUUGAAGGUCGAUUGCCACAAAUGGGGAGCUUAAGCAAAGAAGUUCAGUUUUUGAGCGACGCACGGCAACCGGAAGUAGACGUUUUGCAUUCUUGGGUAUUGGUUUUUGGAAAAUCGUCUAUUUAAGAGUAAAAACACUUAGCAAGACAACAUUUUGUAGCGUCAAGGCAUAUUCAAAGACAAAAAGCCUCAUUUCUGGUUGACUUGCGUCGCUCAAAAACGCCUUUGCAAAACCUCCCUUUUGCAUUACGCUGCGUUGGAAACACAGCAAAUUUCGCGGGAAAAGAAAUUAAGAAUUUUAGACCAUUUUAUAAUGACUUCGUGAUGUCUAACCCUCAUUGGUUAAUGAGAGUUUUAACCAUGGAAAUGACGUAAUGAUGGCGCAAUAGACCAUUUCCGAGUCCCCCCGGGCCUCUGUAUCAAAACGAGGUUAAGUGCUCAGCCUUUGAUGUGGAAAUGUUUUUCUAUUCUCAUGCAAAUAAAACUCAUUUUCAUAAGAAAGGUUGUGCACUUGGCCUCAUUUUGAAACUGAGGGGUUUUGGAACUCCUUGGUUUCCUUUGUCCGGUCAGUAAACUCUCCUGAAAUGGAUGUUUGUUCAGUACUCAUUUCAAAAUUCCAAAGCCUAUAAUGUAAGAUAACAGAGAAAUUAUGUCACAAUGUUCAAGGGUUUGAAGCGAAAUCACUUCCUUUGGCUUGUAGGUCAACUUCAGUUUUGAACAUUUUCACGCGGUGGAAGUGCUAUGAGAAAUUUUAACGCGCUGCGACUCUUACAAAUGGGCGAUGGACGUUACGGUGUGAUGGGCUCCUGUGUUGUCGUUUUUGUUGAGGAAUAUACAUGUCUGAGUCAUUUGUAUGGAAGUUGAUGGUAGUCAUCUGAGUUUUCCAAAAUUCUUUCCUCUGUGCAGGUUAGAUAUUCGGAAGAUCUGGGAAUACCGCUUUCCAAAGGCAGCUGGCUCAUAUCCUACCUCGGCAUCUCUUCGGCUAUCGGUCGGGUAUUGUUCGGACGUGUUUCGGACAUCUGUUGCUUCAAAAACAUGCAUAUUUACAGGAUUUGCAUGUUUCUCUCUGGUUUGGCAUCCCUGUUGUGUCCCUUGGCAAGCUCCUAUUGGGCACUGGUGUUGUAUGUUGCAGUGUUAGGAAUCUUGGAUGGUUCCUUUAUUGGACUUAUGUCCAUCGUGACCCUGGACAUAGUGGGCGUGCAUAAAAUUGCCCCUGCGUGGGGGAUCCUAUUUUUUUGUCAGUCAUUUACGUAUUUACUGGGGCCUCCAGCUGCAGGUACGUCAGAACUCGCCACUUUAGAAACGCCGCAAAGGAAACAGGGACGAGUUAGCUUUUGCAAUGACCUGAGGACGCGAAGGUCAGCUGUUGGCCAAUUUUUCCAAAUUUUUCCCUGUCUUCAGUAACAGUCCCUGAAGUCGUUGCAAAAAUUAACUCGACCGGGUUUGUCUUCUGAUUUAUCGCAUGAUUUAAGGAGUAGUUAGCCAUCGCGCAACAAAUCCCAAUUGUUUUUGUUUUUCUUUUCGCAGGUUUCAUGUAUGACUCACUGAAAACGUUCAAGCCGGUGUUCUACUUAGCCGCUGGACCAAUGAUUUGCGGCUCAUUUUUGCUAUUCGUUGCCUCCUUUUUUAAGUGGAACCAGGCCUCUCGCGGCUGCGAAGAACUCAUCGGUGUCGAACCUAUAUCAAAACGCGGCAAUCGAGUGGAAUUUAGAAUCGAUGCUCCUCCAGUUAUUGUUUUAACCAAACCUGAGGAAAACCCGUUGGUUGUCGUGGAGCGUUUGACUGUACUGUGAUCUUUCUUCUUCGUAGCCUGGGUAGAAAGGGUCAACUUCAACCCCACAUUUCUUCCAUAAUAUUCAAAGGGAUAAGCCCGGGAAACGAGGUUGUAGAACGAGAUUGCUUGGGACGGUUUCUUUAUUCGGCACUUAAAAAUCGAGAAGGGAACUGGAACCGAAAUGUGCCCGCAAUUGUUUCUGGGAUAGUUACUGGGUACGCACCGGCCAGCUAUUGGCCAAUUCCAUGUAACAAUCCCAGAAGUCAUUGCGAAAGUUAAGUCGGCCCAGCUUUCUUGUCGUUUCUAAAGUGGCGAAUUAUCACCGUGACGUUUCUCCUUCCAUUCCGGGAAGGGGGCGCACUUCUCCUCGCUGGGGCGGCAUUUUUUCUCAGCUUUCUUGGCUAUCCCUGAAAAAAAUAGCCUGAGAAAACAGCCGAUAUUAGGCGUUUCCCCUCCAAAUGACGUCUGAGAAACGAACGCAGAAAUCCCAUACUGGUGACGCGACAUUACCCAGAUUUGAGCAGUGCUUCUGAUUGGUUGAAUCAAAUUUCCCACGCGGCACGACUAGAAGCACUACCCAGACCCGUCAACAGUAAGGAAUUUCUGUGCUCGUUUCUCAGACGUCAUUUGUCGGGCAAACCAGUGGUAGCGUCGCCAAAUUUCGACUGUUUUACCAGGCUAUUGCAAAAAAACAAAAACAAAAUAAAACAAAACAAAAAAUCAGCAGUCAUCUUCAGAUAGUACUAGUCUAAAAGACAAAGAAUGGAUAACACUACUGCUGGUCUCCCUAAUACUUAAUCCCCUGAAUGGUGAUUUAUAGGAUGGAUGGCGUUAUCCAAUUACUGAAAAUCUAGGGCCUGGGGCCCGUUUCUCGAAAGUCCCGGUAACUUUACGGGCCCGAAAUCAAAUAUUCAAAUCGAAAUAUAAAGAAUAAGAGCGCGGGUCCUGGCUAACAAACAACUCCAUUUUGUUUCAUUACCUGACAGUUUUAUCACGUUAGAUGCAAAACUAUUGAAACCUCGAUCCUUAAUGUAAACGGAGACAGCUUACUGGGCCCGUUAAUUAUCGGGACUUUCGAGAAACGGGCUCCUGGGUUUACGCCAGCUAUUUUGAAUCCCGGGGGGGUACUCGCAGAAAAAUUGGGUAGGGGUGUGCGGCCCGCUUCCCAAAACCCUUACCCUAUUUAUGACCAAAAUCUGCGAUUUUCCCUACCCUAUUUAUGACGUAACCAAAAAUUUGAUACCCUAUUUAUGACCUGGAACAUAAUUUGUGAAGGGCUUUUGUUGCUUGUUGCUUGUAUUUUCUAGCCUACAAAGCAGCCGGUGGAGAGGAAGGCAAAGCGCGGAUGGAAGGAGGGGGACAUGAUAAGGAAGUAGCUUCCUCUAAAAAAGUGCAUUCAAGACUACAGUGCAAAAAUCGAUACCCAAUUUAUGACCAAAACGGCUGAAAAACCCUACCCUCUGGGGCCGCACAUACCUAUAUAGCCCAUAUUAGGGAGUACCCCCCCCGGGUUUUGAAUGCACAUGUUUGUCUCUUUUUCUAUAAACAGCGGCUGACCUAUGCCCGGUUGAUUGUAAAGAUUAAGAUGAUACUCUGCUCAGCUGAUCUAAAUAUACUUUGGACCAGGCUCCUGUUUGGACUUAGUUUUGGGUUAUAAUAAAGAUGUUGACUGCUAUAACAUUUUUCUUGAUCUUUUUACUGUUUUAUACAACGAGCGUUCGCUCUUCACUUUUUUUCUUUUUUAGGGGAUACAAGGGCACACAGGGGACACAAGGGGGCACAGAGGAGGACACAAGGGGACACAGGGGACACAAGGGGACACAAGGGACCUCCGGGGACACAGGGGAAACAAGGGACACAAGGGAACACAAGGGGACACCUGGGGACACAGGGGACAAAGGGGACACGGGGACACAAGGGACAAAGGAGAAACAGGGGAACAAGGUGACACAAGGGACAAAAGGGGACACAGGGGACUCAAGGGACACUGGAGACACAGGGGACACAGGAGACACAAGAGACACAGGGGACACAAGGGGGAACAGGGGACACAAGGGACCUCCGGGGACACAAGGGAAACAAGGGACACAAGGGGACACAGGGGACACAAGGGGACACAAGGGACACAAGGGGACAGAGGGGACACAAGGGACACAGGGGACAAAGGGGACACGGGGACACAAGGGACAAAGGGGAAACAGGGGAACAAGGUGACACAAGGGACACAAGGGGACACAGGGGACUCAAGGGACACUGGAGACACAGGGGACACAGGAGACACAAGGGACACAGGGGACACAAGGGACACAGGGGACACAAGAGACACAGGGGACACAAGGGGGAACAGGGGACACAAGGGACCUCCGGGGACACAAGGGAAACAAGGGACACAAGGGAACACAGGGGACACAAGGGGACACAAGGGACACAAGGGGACAGAGGGGACACAAGGGACACUGGGGACACAGGGGACAAAGGGGACACAGGGGAAACAGGGGACACAGGGGACACAGGGGACACAGGGGACACAAGGGACACAGGGGACACAGGGGACACAAGAGACACAGGGGACACAAGGGGGAACAGGGAACAUAAGGGACUCAAAGGGACACAAGGGGACAUAAGGGGACAUAAUUAAGGAGUUUAUAAUUUUGUCGCGCAAGAGGAUUGCAAGCGGAGAGUGAUUUCACUAACUCACUAGUUGCAGUAUAUCAAGGACGAGGAAACCUGUCUUUCUGUCUGUAAAACGCCUAAAGGGCUAAUGCGGGGAAUUAUGGCUCCGAAAAAGGUGAAAAAAUUUCCUGUUUUUGUGAUUUGUUUAAAUUUUAAAGAUAGAGCAUUUACAACAGUUAAAAGGCAUGCAACGCCGGGUAAACUAGGUGUGUGAAAAGGGUACCAUUUAGAGAGUAUAAAAGGCAGAAAAGGGUCAGUGGUUGGAUCUCUGGGCGGAGCCUCCCCGUAUAGAGGUUUCUUAAGUAACCCCUGGGGAUAAUACCCCCAGUAAAACGUGAGAUCACAUCGAUAACAGUUUAACUAUAGUUUUCUUGUACUUGUGCAUAGCCUGCGAAAACAGACGGUUCUUCUCGCUUUUCGCCGAGUGGGGGAAGGAGCCCGGGGGAGUGGGGGGACGAGCGAGGGGAAGCAUCUAAUCGUUUUUCGAAGAAAAAAUCAUAACUUUGAUUUUCAUAAAAACGAUGUCACAUGACCUCUUAGUGCAAAUGGCCUAUUUCCGGUUGUUACGCCAAGGCUUGGCUACUGAGCUGCUUGCUUUCGUACAAUGGUUAUGCACCUCGAUCCAAUGAUCUUUUGUAGCCCAGAUGUUAUGUUUGUAGCCAAAAACGAGUUGAUGAUACGAUGAAGAUAAAAAAGGUAUUGAUCCCUGCCACAGAACAAGUUGAAUCACACACGGUAAGUUUAAACACUUAUUAUUCACGAUUUUUGACAUGACGCACGAUCUUGUUUAGUGCAAGGUAAGCAUAACUAUAAUUCUAGAUAUCAGUUCCCUUUGCCAGAAGGCUUUUUAUGUCCUGUUUAAAUAUAUGUCCCAAGGCUAGUGCAGGAAGACCUUGCAUUUCUCCAAAAUCGUGGAGAAAUUUUCAAGAAUAAUAUCGAGUAAAAGCUUACGUCGCGUAAAAGCUUUCAUUCCAUUCGUGGCAGAUUAGGUAUUUGCAAGAUGACGUCAUUUUACUACAACUACCAGAAUCCUUGAGUUUGUUGUUUUCUUGUGCAAAUUAAUGCUAUUGUUCUUCAAUCCUCAGCAGGAUUGACAAAUUUAAAUAACAAAGCAAAACCGAAAUGAAUUCUGGUAGUUGUAGUCAAAUAUCGUCGUCAUGCAAUUGUCCUGUUGUGUGCAAGAUCACACAUAAAAAUUAACAUCUAUUUUUUUCAACGUAUACUGUAAAAAAUGUAACAGUCAGUUCUAAGCGUGGCUAUUUUGUCCCCUCUUUCAUCUCCGCAUACACUACUUACGUUCCUGUGUUUAUGCGAGGUGACACCCACUAGGUUCUGGGAAGGGGGUCCUAAUUCCGCAUUCCUGUUCUUCUUCCAUGAGAAUCCUGCAUCCCAAACUUCUGUCGUUGAUAUGCAGAAUAUUGUUUUCCUUCCCAAUCCCGCAUCCAAACCAAAUUUUGGUGAAUCCUGCUUCCCCGUCAGCAGUCCAUUAACAUUUUCCAAACCCCGCACUGAUUUUGGUCAAAUCCUAGAUCCUGGGAAUAGUUCACUGUUCACAUCCUGACCUACUUUUUAGUGUCAACAUAUUCUACACCAUUGAGAACAAAAUUUUUACAUUUUUACUGGAGAUGGGACUGCCAUUUACAUGUGGUCAAUGAAGCCCUGCAAUGGUCCAGCCAUUUGCAAAAUGCAACCUGCAUGGUUCAGAUUUUUUUAAGACCUUGAAUGUUGGUCUUACCCUUGGCUUCAAACUUGUGAUCUUUUGCCCUGCAAGCCAGCACUCUUCCAUUCUGCCAUAGCUUGGCAGUAACUGGCUUGUAGCAUAAUUGUGAUACCUUCAGUUCUGAUGAUGCCACAGAUUGGGGUAAGUUCGAAUAUAACAAAAUGCAAUAGCUUAAAGACGGUUAAUUACAACACAUCCGUAGUGAUACUACUUGGUUUUUAACUAAGGGUAAAUUAAACCUCUUUUCAGGUUUAUUAUCUUGAAGUCUAUACAAGGGAGUACUCUUGGGUUGUUGAUAGACGCUACAGAGAGUUCUAUGAAUUGCAUGAAAAGGUUAGUACCUUCAGGUUAUACCUGUACGUGUGAUACCUGAGCAAGCAGUUAUUCAGUCAUAUACAAACAGUCUAUGCUAUAGAACAUCUCCAAUGUAAGGCUGACUGUUUAAAGCACUGUCACCACACUAUCACUGAGACAGUUCCCUUGGUUCCAAAGAUGCCAAUCUAAUUCCCUAUAGUGUACUGUAUUACAAAACAGACAACUCUCCAUUACAGAAAGUACUUUGCUUCCAAAGAUGCCCAACUUCAUGCAAAAGCCUUCAUAAUAUUACCACCUAUUUAAUUCAGACACUUGGAUCUGUCCAAGAGAGGUUUGACUGUUUUUUAAUCUGUCCAUAGUGGACACCUCUCCCUUAAUACAUGACGCCUGCAUCACAGAUGUAAUCUGCCCCUGGUUACGCAAUGUCUUUGAAGCAGUGUGGAUGUAAUAAUAUUGGCUGCACAUGAAUUCAUACCAGCAAUACUUUUUUUGUAUUACUGUCUCAUUCUCCAGGCCGGGUAAAUAAAGCUUUUCCUUUACUUUACUUUACCUUAUCCUUGUUCCCGUCCCCCAAUGGUCUCAACAAAAUUCUUGUACCAGAAAUGUGUUCUGAUUUUUCCUUCAACCUUCAACAAUGGGAUAUUUAACAGGCCAGGAUCAUUGUGGGUACUCAAAGCCCAGUACACGGAUGUGGGCCAGAUGGGGACAAGGAGUUUUGCACUGUUUCAUCAAGCAAACUUAACCAGAAGUUAAGUCUCGUUUGUGGUUCAGGCUAACCUCUCCUAACCAGACAGUUUUUUCCCCCAUGAGUAUGAAUUGGCUAGAUAUCAACCUUGCCCAUUAAAGUUUAAAAUUACAAUUACAGCUGGUAGUAGCCACAUCUAAUAUUUUUGGAGAGUAAUUUAAUGAGUUUGGGUGAAAAGAAAUUAAGGCCCCAAAUGAAAAAGUAACACUUCAAGUCAUUCACCUUAAUCACACAGCUGGUCAAAAAUCAUGGUGUGGAUCGCUCUCUGCUACCUCCAAAGAAAUAUUUUGGAUUUCUGCAGCCAGAGUAUGUGGAAAAGAGAAGGCAAGCUUUGGAGGCCUAUUUUGAAAUGCUUUUGGCCAAAUUUGAAGACAAGCUGCCCCAGGAGGUUCUGACAUUUCUUGACAUUAAUAAAUUUGUGAGUACUUCUUAAUUUUUCAACCGCAGAGGAUAUAAAUAAAAGAUAUUAAUAUUUAUUCAUCAUUAAGUCGAUGUUUUGGGGUUAAAGUGGUAGUUUAUUAAUCAGAGCUCAACUAAUGCUUGUGAAUGCAUGAUCUCUUCAAGUACAUAGUACUGCUUUCUCUGUCAAUGGCUUUAAAGUUUCGUUAAUGUUGUUUUUUUUGCAUGAUCAACAUUACAGGAUGUCUGUGGAGUGACACAUUCUUUGGCAAAGGAGUUGUUUACCACUGGUAAAAAGUCUGUACACUGACAGUUAUAAAGGUGGCACAAUUGUUUUUCUCAUGGCCGAUAUUUUCCUGUUAACAAAGAUAAGGAAAAACUAUUACCUCAGCUUUAUCGGACAAAAUACCGUAAAAUUUCGAAAAUAUGCCCCAAUGCUUAUAUUUGUCAAAGGCCCUUUUUGAGGGGCUUAUUUUUGGAGGGGCUUAUGUACGGAAGGAAAUUUGCCUUUCAAAAUCGAUUGCAAUAGCUUACCGUUGGAAGGAAAUUUACCAUUUUUGCUUUGUUUUAUUUUGUAUUUGAGGGCAAAUUCCACGUACAAGCCUCCGGGGACAUAUUCGGAGGGGCGAUUUAAUGGAGGGUUUUUUGCAUUACGAGUCUGGGGGGCUUAUAUUUGGAGAGGCUAAUACAUGGUGGGGCUUAUUUGCAGAAUUUUACUGUAUUCAAAUUGGUUAUGAGUAGUGUUAUGUUGACAACAAAGUCAUCAUAGCAUGGAUGGUAUUGGCCUUCGAAAAAUCCAGUUGAGCCACCUUAAAAGUUAGAUUAUAUUUACAUGUAACAGUGGCAAAUCCAGAAGAAGGGUCUGGGGGGCUGUAUCCCCUUCCCCUCCUUCCUACCAAUAUGCACUUAUCAAGGGCAGAUCCAGAAAAUUCAGAAAGGGGUUGCUGGGACACUUGCCAGCUCCAUUCUAGAUACUUUUUAUUUUUUUGAGACAAAAUUCUACAAAAAUAAGGCAAAGUUUCAAAGGAAAAGGGGUGGCCGUGGCCCCCCUGGCCCACCCCUAAAUCCACCAAUGCUUAUGAGACCAGAAAUGUUUAUAAUGUACUGACUGAUUGCCUUCAAGACUGAAAUAAUAUUACUAACCCUGUAAGAGUGAGGGGUAGCACAUUCACAAAGAAGAUAACAUUUAGAGAAAUGAAAUGCCAAUAUUAAUCAGGCUGUGGAACAGUUUCAAGGAUGAGCAAAAAUUCCAAAUAUUCAAUUCCUGGAUUGACCACUGCAUUAUUAAAAUUAUACAUGCCAUGUGAGUCGGCGAGUGAGAACAGGCACCUGUUCAUUUUGGUAGCCUUUUAGAUUUGAUUUACCUUGGUACUUCAAAGUUAUUCCAAGAAUCUGCUGGACUGGCAUAAUAAAUUAGACAAUCUAGAUAAUAGUACAAAUAAUCACACAUGAGAGUGAAUAAAUUAGGAAAAGUGUGCAUGCCUUCUCUUUUAACAUUAACAUUCAAGCCAAUCACAAUUUAGCUAAAGCUCUUCAAUACUGAAUGCUUUCAAUGCAUUAUUGCAAACAAAAACCAGAUUUUUUAAACCCGCUUUUUAACUCUUUGAUAGAAGAAGAAAAGUUAUACCCUCAGGUAUGCAUGAUAACUUACUGACAUGUGAAAAAGACCACAGAAAAUGCCUGGGUACUGUAGCAAGAAGAUUAGUUGGUCAAGGUCAGAAUUAUUGAGGUUUAACUGCAUCAUAGUUGAAAGGUCACUGACUGAACUUUUUAUGAUAAUUUUCCUAAGGUGAUGAGAUUCUAACCAAAGAGCAGCAAUUUACUCUGACACCCCUUCAGCUUCACUGUAUCACAAGCAGGCUAGGAAUGGCUGCACCUACAUGCGGUAUGUACCUAGACAUUUUAAAGACAAUAUUGUUGUUGCAUGUACAGUGAAAUUUUUAAUCAUUUAGUGUGAAUGAGACACAUCCAAAGUGACACGUUCAAUUUUAAAAAUCCUUUGUUUAUAGAACUUUAUCUGAGUCAAGCUAUGGGUGGAUUCACCUGCAACACAUGGGUAUAGCUGUCACGUUUUCCUUUAAGCUAAAAACAAAUCCCUAAAAAAUUCCUAUGGGCAAAUGCAAUGACUACAAUUUACAGUAUAUAAUGCAUAUGUUGCAAUAAAUUCACUCUUAGAAUAUAAAAGCAUUGUCAUCUAAAAAUUGGCCUCAUUCAUACAAAGGGACUACUGUAGAUCUAUGGCAAUUUAUUUUGUACCUCUUGGAAUUUCUUUUGCAGAUUCCCACAUUCCUCAUGGAGAAAUAGGAAAUUUGUAUGAUUUUUUGUAUCAACUGAAGCACUUAAAGGUAAUUGAACUACUUAGGUGCAGUUUGACUUAGUAGUAUAUUUUUCUACAUAAAUUUUCUAUAUAAGCUAGCUUCUAAUAAAUAGUAGUAUUUUUAUAUUCAUUAACUGUCUAAUUCAACCUCUGGGUUGCAAUGUGAUUAUCAAUAAAUGAUCCCUCUGUCAGUCAAUCCGUCUGUCUGUCCAUCUGUCCAUCUGUCCAUAUGUCCAUUUGUCUGUCCAUCCAUCCAUUCAUUUACAUCCAUUUACAUCCAUUUACGCUCUGGGAUCUAGUAUCAAGGGGUCGUACGUGCAGGGGUCUUACCCCUUAGGUUUUACCUCAAGGAGUCUUAUUUCGAGGGGUGCUAUAGCAAGGGGUUUUUUGUUCGGGGAUGUCACAUUAAGGGGUCUUACAGAGAGGUGUCUUACAUCCAGUGGACUUACAUUCAGGGGUCUUACAGCCAGGGAUCUUACGUUCAGGGGUCUUUCAUUCACUUACCUCUGUCCCCAGGGGAGUUGUUGUGGAAGGUUUUGACUGUAACAAGCUUUUCUACCUGUAGAGAAUUGAUUUAAUUUUCAGGUGAGAUUGUUUAAGCUGAAUCUGUACAAAACAGUGCGUACUUUACCUAUCUGUAGUAUUUAUGUCCUGAUUUCUCUGUUGUUCAUUUGUAGUUUUUUUUGUGCAUUUAGGUUUGUGGUGGGAAAAAACUGGUAGAACUUAGUGAUAACAUAACUUUGAAGUGCAACAUUGCCAUCUUCAAAUCCUUGACAACACUUGAGGUAAUAACAACUAUACCAGAACAGAAGAAAUGUUAGUAAAUAGUCACAAAUUGUUUUGUUCCAUGAAAAUAUCUCCUUAAUCCCAGUAGUGACCAACAUCAAUUUUCUCCUAACAAUAUCCAUAUGUUGCCAAGAGAAAUGGUUAUGAGAGUUAAUAAAAUGAUCACUAAAGGGAAAAUGCUUUGAUCUGUUAACUCUCUCAACUAUUUCUUUAAGGAAAUGUAUAAAGAUCAGUAUGGAGAAUAUAUAUGCGGAUAUCGGAGCUUAAAGGGUUAAUACUUCCCCCACAGAGGGUCUUUAGCUGCAUAAAUCCCAGGUGGCGGGGUUUAAGGCCCUUAAGUCAUCGCGAUAGAAAGGAGAGGUGUGAUGUCAGGUUACCAUGGUAGCAAAAUUUCUGGAUCACAACAAUCUUUCUUGACAGAGAUGGCCAUUUGUAUUGUUGAACGGUGGAAGAAAAGUAUGGGCCACCGUUUUGUUCCUGAGUUUAAUCGUGCACAGGAAAGUCAUUCAUGUCAUGGAGUUAACUGUCAUCAUUAUUUCGUUGUUUAGAUUGAUAGUUGUGAAGUGGAACCAUUUGAGGGAUUAAGCGUCGUCCAGGCUCAAAUCAGUAAACUAACUGUUCAUCAGUCCGUUCACUUGUUAAAGGUAAAAAUAUAAAAUAAAAUAAAUAAACUACUUAAUUGAAGUGUCAAGUGCUAAUUGACGACACAAUACUUCUCAUACUUAAAGACGAGACCACUAUUUCUUGAUAUGGCGGAGCCACGCAAAGGCAAAGAAAAAGCAGUACAGUCGACUCCCGAUAACUCGAACCCUCGGUAACUCGAACCUCACGCUAACUCGAACCAAAAUCGAUUUCCCCUUUAUUUCCGUCAUACAUUUACUGUAAUUUUACCCGGUAACUCGAACCCUCGAUAACUCGAACUCCCGCUAACUCGAACCAAUUUUUGUUUCCCCUCAGGUCAUUUUCUAUAUAGUUUUACCUUCGAUAACUCGAACCAUGUUUUGAGCCCUUAAAAAGUCGGGAAAAAAGCCGUCUACUGGCGUCCGAAACAUAGAAUUUUGGAUUUCCUAUUGACGUGUUGUAGGAGUAUAGUUUACUAAAGGGGCUGAUUUGAUGGUCAAAGGCUAACGUGAAGCAGCUUUUCUUCUCAAAACAGUAAAACGCAUGCUCUAUUUAGGCAUAGUUAACUUUGAUUUAGGCUAUGUUUUGUUACGUUACGUUCUGAUUUAUAAUCUAGAAGUAUCUUUUAAUUUUCACUCAACAUUUCUACAAUUAAAUGUGAUUGAAAUGUCCACUGUGCAGUAAAAACUGCUUUUUACCUUACUCUCGGCUAUUUUCUUCGAGCUCCCGAUAACUCGAACUUUUUUCGAUUUCCUUUGAAGGUUCGAGUUAUCGGGAGUCGACUGUACUUUUCUUUUAAUUAUUUUACGACCCUGAGGAUUGGUCCUGCCCCAGAUAUCAUUAAAGUGUUGACCCUUUGCUCUGCAGACGAGUGUUCACUAUUGUUUUAUACCGUUCGUAGGCUCUUCACUCCGGUGAUCGCCUGUACAACUUUCUGAUAUCACAACAACCUCCCUUGGUCAAAGGGCUCACUCUUUUGCACGCGAAACUUUGUAACACUCGACUAAAUGUACCUUAAUUAUUCUAUAAAAUGGUCUGAAUCUAAAGCCAUUUUCUAAAAAAAACGCGAGAUAUUUCCUUUUCUCUACGACGUUUUAACCGCAGAUACAUGUCGAUCAAUAAGGUAGUUAGUCACAUUUUUACUUGUGUUACGUUUUUAUUCUUAGUUACUCAAAGCUCAUUGCGCACGUAAAAUCCACCUAUAAGAAACUUUCAUGAUCAUCAUCGUCAUUAUCAUCACCAUCAUCAUCGUCGUCGUCGUCGUCGUCGUCAUCAUCAUCAUUGUCGUCGUCGUCGUCGUCGUCGUCGUCAUCGUUGUCGUCGUCGUCGUCGUCGUCGUCGUCGUCAUCAUCAUCGUCGUCGUCGCCGUCGUCGUCGUCGUUUCAUCAUCAUCAUCAUCAUCAUCAUCAUCAUCAUCAUCAUCAUCAUCAUCAUCCAUCACGAUCGUCAUUGUGCCAAUUGAACUACAGCAUUUGAGCUGCUGUUGCUGCACAUCAGAAGCUAACAAUUUGAAUUGAAUAAUUAUGUAUUUUUGUUGACUGUUUCUUUCGUUUUCUCUUAAUUUUAGGACAUUUUAGUUGAUGAUGAGAUUUGGGAGCAGGGAGUUCUGGAAACUGUUGACGUGGAUGGCAAUACUUCGCUCAGCCCGCAGUCCAACUUUCGAGCGUGGACCGCUCUGACUGAAGCCGAUUUCAGCAGAAAUGACCUACCGUACAUUGAUGAAUCAGUGGUAAUUGCUUUUCAAAACAGUGUCCAACUUCGAAAUUUAAGAAAAACAACAACUUUUCAGCCUGUAUGGUACUGAUUGAGAAUAGUACCAUGUGGUAGAUCUACUACAGAGGUUUCAUUUGAAGGAUCGCCCACUUUUCACUCACUGAAUUUGAAAGCUAGAAAUGCAUUGAUUACAGUUCCUACUGACAGCUGACAGAUAUAGUUUUAAGAGAAAAAUAGACAAACACAACGAUGUAUUUCCAACAAUGAGAACAUCACUAAAAUCUUCGUGCUUUGUUAUGAAGUAGUUUUAAAACGAAAUGGUUGUUUUUUACCAUGAACAAUAAAAAGAACUGAAUCUUGAAAUCGUUGGCCACACAGUAAUCAGUUUAAUCCCGUGAAAUUCUCUUCGCAGAGAGUUCUUUUGUUUUAUAGUCUAGCUGUAUAAAUUCCGUAAGUUAGAAAAUAUUGUUUUACAAGUUUUUGAUGUAGUGUUUCUUUUUCCAAGACUUUGCUGCCGGAAGUAGUCAGCUUAAAUCUCAGUUACAACAGCAUCGAAUGCAUUGAGCAUCUUCAGGUGGGUGAAGUGAAAAUGAUGCUUGGUUUCGAGAGCAGAGACCUUGAACAUCAGGUUUUCGUGGGGAAACCAUGAACUAUAGUUUGCGGUCACUAUUGCAGGAUGGAAAGAAAGUCAAUUGAACAGCUUGCCAUUUGGACAAGUUGUAGACUUAUUAGCUAUACCAGCGCAAGAGUCAUUUUAACGAGCCCGAAACUGAAAAAAUGCUUGAUGAGAAGGAUUGACUAUAGUUCUUGGGUAAUUUUAAUUCCCCCAAACCUUCUCCUGCCUGUUGGGCAAGUUUAGAACAGAAUUCACUAGCCCAAUAGCAAUGUCGACUAGCUAUCGGAAACGACUUUCGGCAGGUUUCCAGGGUUAAUUUUAGCGUGGCGCUCGUACAGUUGUCGUUUCGUACCGACAUGUUGUUUUUCAUCAAGUCUAAUUCCUUUGAUUAUUUCAUCGCAUAAGAAACAUGAAUUCAUUUAUUCGAGUGAAAAAAACCUUUCUAUGGCUCACUGCAGGCGAAUAUGGAAACCUAUUGCUCCUAGUUUAAACGUGAAACUGUAUCGUUAUAAUGGCAAAAAACCGCCGUAAAUCGCUAACCGUUUACAAUAGGAACCUUAAGAUCCGAGGACAGCGACGGCGUGAAAACGUCGCUUAAAAAGUGAAUUGGCCUUUUUGCAAUCUUCAUCGCGACUGUUCUAAGUUACUUACUUUGCCAAAUGUAGGCGAAUUCUCCUGAAGCUGAAUUCUAACGAACCAAGUUCCAAGUUCAGAAACAGGAUGGAAAUUUCGUCGUCGCUUGUUCACCCUCAUAUAAAACGUGAAACGAGGCAUUUUCACGUGGUAGUCGUGCAGUGACGGCAAAGAAAUGUACAAAAAAAGCGUGAUGCACGUGCAAAGUUAUUGUUUUGCUAAUUAGACCUAUUGCUUUGUUUUGACGUUCCCGACGCCGUCACCGUUGCCGUCGUUGGAUCUUAACGCACCUAGUAACGUUCUAUAUAAGUGGUAUUCUCAUUAACUGUAUUUUUGAUAUUUUUUACUUUUGUAUUAAAGGCUUUGUCGAAUCUGGUGGAGCUGGAUUUAUCUCACAACAAAAUAGCAAUUCUUGGAAGCAACUUGAACACAAAGCUGGGAAAUAUUAAGAAACUUAAUCUAGCAGGGAAUGAGCUUGAUAGCGUGCAAGGUACGAAGUUCUAAUUGAGCCUAUGUUCACACUUCGUGGCUGUCAUUUUGCCCGUGUACGGCACAAGCUGGGCAAUAAUGUGGACACAAUCUUUUUCAAGUGCUCAAGCCAGAAUUUGGGAAUAAUCCAGAGAAUAGUCUGGGUGCCCGAGUACGAGGUCGAGACCUUUUACUCAGGGCACUAAAGGCUUCACCGGGUCCCUGUUGAACGCGUUUUCUAUUUGUUCCAAGGCAAUCCACUGCGUGCACUCUCUUCCAGCUCUCACGUAUAAAAAUGGCAUCUGAAAGAGUGCAAUGGAGCAAUUGUGUACACUGUUGUAUAAUGACUGGGUACCAAGUGAACACAACACUAUUUUGGAACGAGCAAGUGUGAACAUGUCCUCUCUGAAUAUUGAGUGUUUUUCAGUAUGUGGACUGUGAUUGAAGCGGCCAUACACCUUAUUGAAAUGGUGGCAAUAUUAUUUUCAUAUUUGUCUUAAUUAACCCUCUUUGCCUCGAUUGCGUCUGUAGAAUUCUAAGUAACUGCGAAACGAGGUAUUGAGGGCCAAAUACCAUGAACACAAAACUAAGUGAAUUUGUCAACGUUUUUUAUUUUGGGGUAAGGUGAACCUACCCCUUUCCCCCCUCCCCGCUCCCCCCUGUUCACGCUGCGUUAAAGAGUGGCACAUGAACCUAUCCGAUAUGUGACGAUCGAUCCACUUUCAAGAUUGGUUUGGCGCAGCCUCGCUGCAUUACAGAUACUGCGACAAAGUCACCGUUCUCUUGUGUGUACGGAAGCCCUGACUCUUCGAUAUUUUUUUCGUGCCCUCGCAAGGCUAUACGUUUUAGUGUAAACUGUAUAAUAUAGUGUAUCAGUGGUUGUUCACAGCGACAUAACCUAACGACCUGAGAUCUGUUGCUCGCUUGCAGGACUUGACAAGUUGUAUUCCCUAACUACUUUGAACCUCCGAGAGAAUAACUUCACAGAUAUAGGCUCUGUACUGACUUUGGGAGAGCUACCAUGUCUAGAAUACAUUGACUUCAGGGAUAAUGCGGUCACUAAGGAACCAAUGUACCGUAUUCGAGUCUUUACGGCCUUUGAUGAGCGGGCUGAACAGGUAAAGAUUUUUGGCGUGGAAUUAUCUCAUUUUAAGAAAAUAGUAAAAGAUUAAAUUAAUUAAUAAGUAUGAAUGAUGAUCUGAAAUCUUUUCCAUCUUAGACUUCACGCCAUGUUUUACUUCACUUGAUGUUGACCACUAUUAGCCCGUAGUUCGAGGAGGCCUUAUCUCUCAUAAAUGAAUCAGUGUUGUCAUUCCAUUUGUGCUAUUGUCUGUCAAUUAAACCAAUCAUAUCCUUAUUCAUGUAGUGUCACGACUUAUUUCAGGUUGAACUUGAUGGAAAUCGUCCAACAAGCAGAGAGAUGAACAGGAUUCGUGAACUUCUCCAAGAGGAGCAAAAUUUUGAAAUCAUCAAUUACCCAACACCUCCUCAGUAUUCAGUGCCGAAAAAAGGUCAUAAAAAGGUAAGAAAUAUAGAAGUUAUUUAGCGCGGUUUUCAUUUCAUGGUCCGGCCAGUCUCUUAAAAUGUGUUCAGGCGAUUGAGAUAUCAUAUGCAAACACCUUUGAGGCCAUGUAUGAUGCCACUCCUCACCCCACCCCUCCCCGGGAGAAGACUUGCCUGGGGCAUGUAGAUAACAACUCCUUAAAACAAAGGAAUUACUCUGUAUCUAGAAGUUUUACCCCACUUUUGUGCGACCUCUGUCAGGUAGCACUCUGUUGAGGCGGCCACACAUGAAAAUUACCGUGUUCUCUCCACACUUAAAGUAAAAAUCACACUUUAAACUUCAUAGUAUUGAUGAAUUCUUGCCAACAGAUUAAAGGAUAGUUUUAAAAAAUUAUCAGAAACAUGUGGUUUUUAAGGGGCCUCUUUGAGGAUUUUAUCGGAUUCUGGUCUAGUUCAAUGUUUCCUUAUUUCAAUGUCUUAUUUAGGGGAAAAGUGUAGACCGAGUUAUAAGCCUAACUGAUGCAACGGACUUUCAGUCGAGCUCCUCCGUAACAGGUACGAUCCUGUUUUUUUUUUGUUUUUUUUGUUUUUUGUGAAAAGCACGUCAUACAUUUUUUGUAUCUGUGCAUGUAUUUGUCGCAUGCCCUACAGUUGUGAGACUUGUUUUGAGCUUCACGUUAUGUUGCAGAUUCCACGAACUCGUUUGUGGAUGACACAGAUCAAGAGUUUCGUUCCAAAGUGGAAAAAAUUCGCCAGAUCGGAGGUGAUUCUUGGUUGAAGAUAUUUGACGAAAUGCAAGGAGAAGCGGAAAUGACUCAGGUUUGUGUUGAGGCCGGCCAGCUUAUCAAAACGGACACGUGGAGCUAGAAAGACAGAAAAAAACGUUUGCAAGCCGUCUUCUGUUUUACGUCUUCCACCCGCCGUUUUGCCCACCAAUGUUGACAGUCAACGUUAAUCUAAUCAAAGAGCAGAGAUUUGUCACAAAUUUCAGCGUAUCCUUAUCCCGGAAUACUAUCAAGCAAACGCAACCUAGCUUUGGUCUACCGACUAACAACAGUCUUCAUGGGGUUAACUGUUAGCGUUCAAACAGCGAAACGUUUGUGACAUAAGGCGAAAAAAUGUUAACCGUAGAAAUAUUUCUCGUAUAGCCAUAGUUAGUUAUUCUGAAGAUGACAUGUUUGUUUUUCUUUUAGGGUAACAAAUCUCUAGAAGUAUCUUUUUCAGCCCAGAAAAGUUCUAAAGAGACCAUAUUGAGAUCUCUUAAAUGCGUUUUACAAGAACAGAUUUGUUUAACGUAUACGACAAAGCUCAACUGGUUAGUCUGUUUUGUUUCCCCUUUAGGUUGGAGGAAGUGACCAAGUGCACAGUGGGAGUGAAAAAAGUCCAUCGGAGCUCCUAAGCUAUCCGCAGCCUUCCAAAGUUGACACGAUCAGUGGAGGCAGUGCCAGUCCUCCCAGUCAAACAGAAGAGCAAGUAAGUAUAUUUGCUUUGUUUGCUGAGUCUGAACAUAUAUUUCUAAAAGACAGAGUUAAAGGAGCUACCCGCAGCGAGUCACCCUUUGUGGAUUUUAAUGUCACCCUCCUUAAGCCGAGCAAACGUUUUGUUUCAUAUAACCCUUUUGUUCGCCUAGCCUGCGUAGCAAGCGUUUCCAAUCGAGUUAUUGCGGGAAAGUUGGAGCGGGAGCAAACAAAAAAAAAAGUGGAAGGGGGAAGGGGAAGGGGAGGGGAGAAGGCAAGCGUUACCUUCUCUCCCUUCCCCCUCCCCCGUCAUUCCUCUUUUUUGCUCUCGUUCCAACUUUCUCGACGAACUCGCGCGGAAACGCUUGCUACGCAAGCUAUCGUUCGCCCAGCCUAUCAACUCGGUCAAAGCGAGACAAUCAAAACAAGUUGGCUGGGGCAAAGGAAUCAACUAGUUCCUCAAAUAAACGCUCACUAAAUUUGACUCCGUUUGGAGGGUGACCCGCUUUUUUGAUAACUUUUCUCCCGCUUAUAAACAUUUUUCCCUCCAAAGGAAACCUCUGACGAACCAGUAGAUGAUGAUCAUCCUCGUAGGCUGCAGUUUGGUUUUGCACCCGAACUGGAAAAACUUAUUCACGAAAAAGUGGAAUCAAGUGCUGAUUUGUACGUAUAACUCUCUAGAAAUUGUUCAGUGAAUUUAUGUUUUAUCCUGUUUAUAAAAGGCACGGCACAGAUUUUAUGUUUAGGUUGAAUUUUUUUUGAUUGAGAUUAUUUGAUUUUGCUCCAAUGGAGAGUUUCCUCGAACUUUUGUCGUUGAGUUAAAUUUUCCUUAAAUUCUAGGACCUCAGGCACAUAUAUGGUAGAGGUGGAGGGGGAGGAGCGUAAUAAAGGAGGUACAGAGGAGAGAAUGGUUGGAGUGGACCUUGACAAAGGGAUCAUUCUUGAGAUUAAAAUAUCUACUGGUGAGACCUUUGCCAGACAUCGUUUGGGUAAGCGAGGCCGUUAGGAACACAUGUUUUCGUGUUAGUCUAGUUUGAAAUCCGCACUGUAAAUUACUUACCGAGUUUUCCCCUCGCGAUGUUUGGCCUAAGGAAGAACCGUGUGGGCCUUAGAUCGAGAGGGAAACGAAUAUCCUAUCGUCCCCAAUCAAAGAUGUGAACGUUUUAAGCUUCAUGCAAACGGACGCAACAUUGUUAGCCAACAACUCCCAACAUUAUUGGCUGUUACAUGUUGCGUCCGUUUGCACACCCUGUUGCAUGUUGUUGCAUGUUGUAGCACAAAGUUUGAAACCGAUCAAACUUUUAGCUACGUUUAAACAGACGCGACGAGUUGUUGCGUCCCUUUGUACGUUUCUUUUUUAGUAUUGCGUCAUUUUGAUCCUAUGCUAGCCUGCGAAAACAUCCUUUUUUCCUCGCUCUUCGCCGCUGGGGACGUUUCGCGCGGAGGAACGUCUGCGACUCAGCGACAGAAAUUCCAUACUGAUGACGCAAAUUAAUGUUUACAUAAUAAAUCCGGUAGUCAUGGGGUUCCAAAUAUAAAUUUGUCUAAUUUUGCGUGUCUUCUGGUCGAUUUUGGUGAAGUGUUGUGUUGAUCUGCCCACGAACUCCAGCAAAAUUCAAAUGCUUCUUCAACAGAAGUCUAUAUUCCACAAAAAUUGACUGUUUUGUUAGAGAUUCUUUCCGUUUACAUUUGACCUUUGUGGCCUUUUGUUUUUUGUCUGUCAUUCAUAAACAAUAGCUAAAAUAAUGAAACUGCUGCGUCGACCAAUCAGCGCUUCUGACCGGAUUCCGGACAGAUUUUACGUCAUCAGUAUGGAAUUUCUGUCGUUGAGUCGCAGACGUUCCUCCGCACGAAACGUCCCCAGCGACGAAGAGCGAGGAGAAACGGAUGUUUUCGCAGGCUAAUCCUAUGCUUACUAGUAUUUUUUAAAUCAUAAAUUCCGUACGAAAAGAAAGGAGUUUUGCAUUAGAACAAGGUCAACCUUAGCCUCACGUUCUAUCAGAAGCUAGGACGAAGCCAGGCUCACAACAAGUGCACGUAAUCUCGAAAUCAUAGUGGCAAAGCGAAACACAAGUGCACUUGUCAAAUUGAUAACCGGAAUAUUUUGAGUGGAUCAGAUUGGUCCACUGGUCUCUUUUAUUAGUUAUUUUUAUCGUGUCUUUCAUUUCUCAGAGGAUAUCAGUAGUGUUGACAUCCUACAACUCCAUGGCGUUUUCUGCGUCGACAUCCGGGACAUCUUUUCCAAGGAAUGGCGACGUCACAGGGAUAGUCUGACUUCCGGACAGAACAGGGAUUAUCGACAGGUGGCUCAGUACCGCAUGCGUUCUGUGGACGAUGCCGCUGAGCUGUUUGCACUGCUGUACAAGUUUAUCACAGAAAGGUGACGAUUUUAGUAGAAAUAAAAUAACAUACUGAGAUAAGACUAAACAAAUCUUGAAUAUCAAUGUUGAGGUGCUUUUGCCUGACUCCCAUUCCAGGUCGUCAAAGGAGUCAAUUCCAAGCAUCUCAGUGCAAGAGCCACUUGAUGACGUGUUCUCUGGGAAUGUUGUGGAAUGGCCCAAUCCCCUUGGAGUUCAAGAUAAGCUCCUGCACAGGUCUGUGGAUUUUGCUUUGAAUACUGAUCAUUCCCUUGUAAUUGCCAAGAAUAAGCUGAAAAGUUAAAGCGUUUAUGAUUGGUGCGCUGGACGUUUGAAUUGAAGACUACUGAUUCACGGCUUAGUCCUGGUUUUCCUAGAUACUUAACUUCGCCGUUUUCAUUUCUCUAUGGCUGGUUUUCCUAGAUGAUGUCGAUAUGGACUUUUCUAAUAUGAAGGAACAACAAUUAUUUACCUGUUUGAACGAGUUAGAAGGGUGCUUGGCCUUAGUUUUCGUUUUAAUGGCGGAAGCAACAAAAGUAACUGCCCGCCUUUCGGUCACAUGACCUGUACCCAGGUUCCCAGUUGUGUGUGAGAAAAACAUUGUCCGCUUAUUUCGUUAUCCUAAGGGACGGACCAUUAGAAAAGUUAUGGGAAGAAGGGGGGCGGGGGAGGGCGGGCGAAGUACAAAAAAAUUAUUUGCGCAAGGGAAAAUUAAAUGAAAAAAAAUUAUGCACGUCAAUUAAUCCUAAAAAAUAUUCAUGCUUUGGCCUAAAAGAAAUUCGUACGAGGAAUUUGAUAACGAAAAAAAAUUCUUGCGGCUCGAAAAUUCCCCCCCCCCCCCCAAUAACUUAUCUAAUGGUCCGUCCCUAAGCCAGUGGAAAAUUACCCUUGGUAAGGAAGAAAUUUACCGCGGGGGGAUGGAAAUCGUCUAAGCGCAGCCUUGCCUUGGAGAGAAAAAAACAAUCCUCCUUCUCAUUAACCAGACUCUUUUUUCGUCAGGUUUUUCGACAAAUUUCUUCACAAACGCGAUUUGAGAGCAGAUGUUGACAAACAAGCAAGGCAAGUGACCAAAGGCCUUAUCCUGGAAGGACGCUCCACUAAAAGGACCCAAACAAUUUACCAGGCCCUUCAUGCUGAGUUCAUAGAUGUAGGGUGCUUAAGACACGAUCGCUCAGGGACCUCUCCAGAGAGGGUCCGUUUGAUUUUAUGGUCCGGGUGUCUCCCGUAUGUGUGCCCCGAGCGAGAGCUUCCCAUCUGCUUGCUGAUGACAAACGUCAAUAUUUAUUUGUUCCACUCGUCGCAUCUUGAUUGUCCCGAGCGUGUCCGAGCGGUGACCAAGGCGAGUGAUUUGCGACAGAUCCUACAGUGCUUUUACAGUUUCCCCGUUCGUGAAUUAAACGAGGUAAGUUAUCGAUUUUUGUUAAUGGGUUAGUCAUGUAUACGACCUGUCAAAUAGUCAUUCAUAAUUUAGAUAGCCAGUCAGUCAUGCAGGGAGGUGGUCGUUCCGUUCCGUUCGUCAGCCCAUCAGUCAGCCUGGCAGUUAGUCAGUCAGUCAGUCAGUCAGUCAGUCAGACAAUCAGUUAGUCCGUCGAUUAGACAGUCUGCCAGUCAGUCCGUCAGACAAACAAUCAGGCAGUCAGGCAGUCAGGCAGUCAGUCAGUCAGCCAGUCAAUCAGUCAGUCAGUCAGUCAGUCAGUCAGGCAGUCAUUUCGUCAGAAAGCCAGUCAGUCAGUCAGCCAGAGACAUCAAGACAGUCAAUUAACUAAUUGAAUAAUUAAUCAAUCAUCAUCAAUCAGUCAGUCAGUCAGUCAGUCAAUUCUUCUUCUUCUUCUUUUUGAAUUGCUCAAAAGUCAAAUUUCCUAAGGCUACUUUCUUUUCUUCUGAAAUGUUCCCUGGUUUCUCUGAAGAACACCAAAAAGACUUCUACACUUAAGGAGCUUCCUUUUGUCUUCGGGAAUCAAGUGUAUUCUUUGUGCGUCUUUUUUUAGGUGGUGUUUGGUUUAUACGAUCAAGGCUUUAGAAUGGAAGUCAAGCUGCAUGGCCCUCGAGGAACCUUCACCGUCCUCACUCGUGAUGCGGAAAAAACGGACAAAUUUUUAGUAACCUUGAGCGACGUCCUUGGAGAGCCCCUGGACAAGGAGCAGUCUCAGGUACCACGAAUCAGAAGACAGUUUUCGUCCGGGAGUCUUCCCAGGCUGAGCUUUCCCGAUGAAGAGAAAAUCAACAAAUUAAAAUCCGAACUGGCGAAGUCCGGUACAGACACACCAGCGGACGACCAGAAUUUGCUGAUGUACUCCAUCGUCCGAGAGAUCCCCGAGUGCGCCUUGUUUAACGUCCAGGAAAACGGAGAUCUCACGAAGAUGCUCCGAAGUUUGAUCGUGACAAACUCGGAGGUUUUUCUUUGCGACGAAGAUCACGUUCAUUGGCCUUUGCCUUCGUUUGUUCGGGCUCCACCGUCCACACCUCAGUGGGUGGUUACCAAGUCACAGCGGAUCAAUAAAAUAAUUGGUCUUGAUGUCUUUGAACUUGGGAGCAAUGCCAGUGAAAUGCUCGGUGUAUACGGCCUGUCUUUAAUUUUCGAGCAUGAAGAAGUUGAGGCGACGGCCGCUGGCGAGCAAAAUUGCUGGCACUUAGUUUUCAAAGCCUGCGAUGAGCGCACGCAACUUCAGCGUUCUCUCUCCCAAGUUUGGAAAGGGGAUUUCCAAGCAGAUCUUAAAAUCACUUAUUCCAAACCAAAGUUGUUCCCUGACAUUCAGGGAGGGAAGGAUCCAAACGGCUUUCUCUCGUCGAUGUCUUCAAUAAACGGGCAACACACCCCCGUGGGUACCCCUGUGGAACCAAAAAAGACCCAUCGGAGGGUGGGUUCUGAUAAUUUGCCGAUUUUGCAGGCAAAUGUACUGAAUGGCUUGGAGAGCUUAGUAACUUUGGAUAGAAAGUUGCUGGACAAGUUUUUCCGUCAAUGCAUUUCACAAAAAAGCGAGAGUGAAGAAGAAACCCUUUUACACGUGCUAUGGACCGGGUGUACGCCUUUCCUUUUCCCUGCGCAGGAAUUCAAAGUCUGUGUUUUGUUAAGCAACUUGUACGUGUAUAUUUUAGCGGAGAAAAAGCACAAGGACUUGAUUAAUAAGAAAAAGGAGGGUAAACUCAGGAAUUGCGAAGGUUUAGAAGACGUUAAGCCUACGAUUUGCUUUAAUUGGAUCCCCAUCAGCAAGUUAAGACAAGUCUGUGUUGGAUUGUUUGAUCAAACAUUGAGACUGGAGACUGAAUUGAAAGAAGACACUUUCACUUUCAUUACCCGUGAUUUUCAUCUCACGAGCACAUUCCUGGAACGCUUAAACGCCAUUUUAUCGUCAAAGCACACCAGCGAUCCUUCACCCCCGAGAGCUGAAACCCUUACCACGAGCAUUUACGACUCUCAGCCGACGUCCGAAGCCGAUCACUGCUCGUUCACGAAGACAGACUACCAUCAUGUUAACAACGGGGUCAAGUUUAUUUACCCAAACGAUGACACUUUGGAGAUCCUCAAAGACGCUAUUUCGGACUUUAGUCGCGCUUCGGUUGACUGCAGCCUUCUGAAAGACGUUGUCAUCCUUGUCUAUCUUUUAGUUUUUCAUGAAACGAAAUCGAACGUCGAAGAACCACGGACGCUCGUGAUCAUGGACAAAUCUCUCUGCCUUUGCAUCGAGGAUCACGUAAAUUAUCCAUUGCCGCUCUUCGCAACCGGGCUUCCAGAGAGCCCGCAAUAUAACGUGCAGGACUUGCGUGACAUCAAGUCGCUGUCACGCGUCGAAUUCAGCGACUUUAACUCGUGCGACUUUAAAAUGGUUUUCUUGCCGACUCAACAUCAAGACGGGGACGCACCUGAGGGAUUUGAUUCCGCAAGUAUGGGCGAUUUAUGCGUUAUUACGCAUGCGUUGGGCUUCGCUGACGGUGAAAUCUGCUGGCGGAUUGUUGCCCAGACGUACGAGGAAAAAGAAAAGGCUUUGAGUCUGAUUUGUAAGCUUUGGGCGGACAUUCACGGCGGAGCGCUGCCUGUUAUGAAAGCUAAGGGAUGA
This is a messenger RNA of Porites lobata, 34941 nucleotides long. NCBI's taxonomy places the organism in Eukaryota, Metazoa, Cnidaria, Anthozoa, Scleractinia, Poritidae. The record is from the annotation of a GenBank genome assembly.